Parus major (Great Tit) is the source of this 2914-nucleotide messenger RNA. It is a transcript of the gene TEF, whose product is annotated as TEF transcription factor, PAR bZIP family member. Gene Ontology annotation, biological process: regulation of transcription by RNA polymerase II. Gene Ontology annotation, cellular component: nucleus. The record is from RefSeq and is a predicted model, not a curated record. Bases 205 to 1089 code for a protein of 294 amino acids. The transcript is spliced from 5 exons. NCBI's taxonomy places the organism in Eukaryota, Metazoa, Chordata, Aves, Passeriformes, Paridae. Gene Ontology annotation, molecular function: DNA-binding transcription factor activity, RNA polymerase II-specific; RNA polymerase II cis-regulatory region sequence-specific DNA binding.
GGGGAGGUGAAGACAGCCGGGCAAGCUGCAUCUCCGCCAGGCUGCUUCCCUUCCUCCUUGUUUUUUCUCAGCCAGAGUAGUUUGGCAAACACGCUCCGGGUGCCUCCGAGGCCGUCUCGCAACGCCCAGGAGAGUGGGGUGUAACGUUGGUGGCCAGACACCUGGCCCUCCACUAGCCCUGCUGGCACAGUCCCAGGACAGGACAUGUCAAGCUGCAGCACCCCUGGGGGCCCCACUGCCCUGGACUUUCCGGAAGUCCUGAAGUCCCUACUGGAGUAUUCCUUGCCCUGGACCAACAAGAUGACAGAUAAAGAGAAGGAGAAAAUAAAGCUUGAAGAAGAUGAGGCAGCAGCUGCCAGCACUAUGGCAGUCUCGGCUUCCCUCAUGCCACCCAUUUGGGACAAAACUAUUCCUUAUGAUGGCGAGUCUUUCCACCUGGAGUACAUGGAUCUGGAUGAGUUCCUGCUGGAAAAUGGAAUUCCUUCCAGUCCUACUCACCUGGAUUUGAACCAGAAUCCUCUCUUGCCUGUGGCUGAGCUGGAAGGGAAGGAAUCUGCUGGUGCUUCCACUGGUUCUCCUGCAUCAUCCUCUUCCACUGCAGUGUAUCAGCAAUCUGAAGCAGCCUCCAGCACAGAGUCCCCACCACAAAAUGAGAGAAAUACACCCAGCCCCAUUGAUCCUGACUGCGUAGAAGUUGAGGUGAAUUUUAACCCAGACCCUGCUGAUUUAGUGCUGUCCAGUGUGCCUGGUGGUGAGCUCUUCAAUCCUCGCAAACACAAGUUUACUGAAGAGGACCUGAAACCACAACCUAUGAUUAAAAAGGCCAAGAAGGUUUUUGUCCCAGAUGAGCAAAAGGAUGAAAAAUACUGGACAAGGCGAAAGAAGAACAAUGUGGCAGCGAAGCGUUCCCGUGAUGCUCGGCGAUUAAAGGAGAAUCAGAUCACAAUUCGGGCAGCCUUUCUUGAGAAAGAAAAUACAGCCCUGAGGACGGAGGUGGCAGAGCUGCGCAAGGAAGUGGGACGAUGCAAGAACAUUGUUUCUAAAUACGAGACCAGAUACGGACCCUUUGACUUAUCUGAUUCCGAGUGAUGCAACUUUAAAGACUUUUAAAAACAAAGAAACUAAAAAGCACACAUGAAUCGCCAGUCUUCAGAGUGAGCAGUGAAAUCUAUGAGGUGUCCCAACACAAACAACUGAUGAUGACCCUGCCUGCCUCCUUGCCUGCAAGUACCCCAUCUGACUACCCAGGGCUGGGCAUGAUGAAAAGUGCAAAGUCUCCUUAAUUCUGUAUAUGGCUUUCUUAUCUGUCUUUCUCACUGUAACUAUGAACUACAAUAAGCUUACCUACUGGGGUUUUGUCAAGACACUCAAAGUUCAUGUCUCAAAGUCUGUUGACAGCCUGUGUGAAUAGUUUUGGCACUCGAGUGGAAGAAGAGGGAGUUUUAAAUGAAAAUGUCUGUAUAUAUAAAGAACUGCUAUAUUUUAAGACUCUUUUCCCUGCAGUAUAAUGAAUUUUAUUUAAUACUGCAGCUCACUUCUGGUGCAGUGUAGCGUAUUGUGGAGUACUGUGAGUGCAGAACUAAAGACACCAGGAAGACAGCAGCUGUAAUGUGUGAGACUUCAGUGCAGAAGAUUACAACAGAUGUACUGAAAUAAUACAGAAAGCACCACAGUGUGCCAUACAGAGAGUAAUAAACCUCUAUCAAAUGACCCACGUAACAGUAAACCACGUCCGUCGCUUUCCUGCUCCACAGCUACACUGCUGUAACCUGCCUUUUCCUUUAUUUCGUUUGUAAGGCUCACUUUCUUUUAUGGUAUCUUGCUGAAACAGGUUCUAUUCUUCUGCUAACGAUUUAGCAAUCAUGGAAAAGGUGCUAUUCUGAGUUGCUGAUCUCCAGGUCUUUUGGCAAUCUGAAACUACCAAAUGAGUAUUAGCUCCAGGAAAACAAUGGCUAUUAGCUGCCAUAUUACAAUUUUCUGUCUCUUGACUGCAGGACAACUGUAGUGCUGAAGGUGAAACAGCCAAUGAUAUCCCACAGUUACAAUGGGCAGCUUAAGUGUAAGGACCCUUGUGCCGGUGUGGGAGGGUAAUGAAAGCUUGGACAGAGUUUGGAGAUGUUUCUUGUGUUUAGAACAUGUAGGAAGUUCCGCUGUAAGAGUUUCAUCAGCAUAACAAAGAUCUGCUCUUAUAUUAAGAAAGCUUGAGAGCUAAAUCUGUGUGGAAAGAACAAGAGUGCUUACUUUCUAGGAAAGGAGUACAGGGCCGUGCUUAUAGCCAAAAUGGAGCUUGUAAGACAGGAGUGUGUUCAUGCCUGGAGAUUGAUGAAUAGCAUACAACUCAAGAAAAAUAAUCUUGAAAGCUUUCUGAAGCACAAGUGCCAAAAUUAUGAGGCAUGACUAGUUACCAGCAUAGCUCAGUGCUAUCAUAUUGAACAAUUAUUUUGACUUUGUGUUUAUUCAAGAAAUUCCACCCCUAAUUUCAGAGCAGAAACGGAAAGAGAAAAAUGUGAGAAGCAGCAGAUGAUAUUGUAAGAUUAAUUAAAAAAAAUAAAUUCAAAAGCCAAGAUAACCAGUGUUUGCCAGCAUAACCUUUGUACAGAACUUAUAUAUUAAAUGUAGUUUUUGACCUAUCAUUUUUAAUGGAUGAUGUACUGAAGUCAAGAAAGUUUUUAACUUUUUGCUGGUUACCAAAGUAUACCUAUGACUGUAUUAUUUGGGAUUAUAAAGAUCUGAGAUAACCUUGGGAUAUUUUUAUCAAGUAGAUGAAUAUUUUAGUUCCAUGUUGCUGAAAUGGCAGCAUAUAUCUCUGCCUAUAAUCAGUAUUGCUGAUUUGGACUGACAUUUUCGGUAUGUAGUGAUUUUUGCUUUAUUUUGGUGAUAAAGGCCCAAACCAUGGAUAAAAAAAAAAAAAAAA